This is a messenger RNA of Helobdella robusta, 1476 nucleotides long. RefSeq lists its product as hypothetical. The coding region runs from base 1 to 1476 and encodes 491 amino acids. The transcript is spliced from 7 exons. The record is from RefSeq and is a predicted model, not a curated record. NCBI's taxonomy places the organism in Eukaryota, Metazoa, Annelida, Clitellata, Rhynchobdellida, Glossiphoniidae.
AUGUUGUUCUUGAACUGCUCGUCUGACAUGGUCUCAAAUACGGCGCUACAUAAAUCAUUAAAGCUGAUAGAUCGAGCGAAUGAGUGGAUGAAAAAAAAUCCGGACUCCAUGAUUAAGAGUUGUGAAACACUGACCUGGAUGGGAUCGGAUCCGUGUGGCAUGAAGGACGGCGAGAGAAUGAUGGUCUCCAAGAAACUGGUCGAUGGGGCUACCACCGUUUUUCUCAGGGGGCUUAGAUUGUGGUUGGUGCCAAGAACGUGUAGCAAGCAGCAGGUCCUCCAUUUUGAAGAUUUCACACCAGCUGAACACGAGAAGUUAGAUCAGUUGGUUGGUAGGAUUAAUAGGAAGAUUGAACACAAGCAUAUAGCUGGAAAAAUUCUUUCAAUCGAAACUCUAAACGUGCCGGUUUCCAAAUCGAAAGUCCGGAACCACGUGACAGUAUGGACGGAGGAUGUGGAAUUAGAUACACCCUACGCUUUCAUAUUGAGGGUCUUUUUCAACAGAGAGUCAGUCAGGCAGUUAGGAAAGAUUAACUUAACGCUAGGACCUCACGAAGACCUCGGCAAGUCUCUCUUCUACAGCAUGCCAGGCAUCAACAACUUCGACCCGGUUGAAUUUUUCCGAAUUUUGCGAAUAUACACCCUCAAAAUCAAGCCACCAUCCAACAAAAAGUUAACAAAAAAGUCAUCCAACGACACGACAACUACGACAACGACCGGCAACUCCGUGACCACAGCCACAAACAACGACAACCACAACGGCGGCACGGAAACUGAUAAAUUAAAAAUGAACGACGACGAUGACGACGACGACGAAGAUGACGACAACAAGAACAACCUUCCGCACGUACUUCCGGUUUGUUGCCCCUUCAUCUACGAGACAUUCACUCCAGAGCUCAUGCGAGAGAGAGAUUCGAACGCUGCCGAUCUACUCGACACGACGACAACCACGCCAACCUCAAUGAUCGUCAAGGGCACCAACCAGCAGAUACCCCUACUACUUCAGUCGCCACAGCCACAACAUCUCAUUACUAUGGAGCGACUGGAGGAGAUGAGAGAAACAUUCUCGAAAGUUAUCGCGUUUCUCAGAAAUUCGGGAGCAGACGUGUUGGGGGCAGAAACGGUGAUGAACCCGAUGCAGUUGUACUGCGACGAAGCCGGACAAGAUGACGAGAUGAAGUUCCUAUUCACUAUCAGGCUCUACUUAACCGGCCAAAUAAGUCAGCUGAUGAACGGCAACACGCUGGCGAUCAAACGCGUGACCAGUUCGACGAACCUCAACAACAAUAACAACGGUUUCGGCGACAGUCUAUUGAAGGUUCCCGGUGCAAAAAAACAUCGUCCAUCUCCGCUUUUUCUACGCAGUGUCGUCUCGAGGCAGUAUAAAUAUCGCUGGCUGGUUCUCGCAAUUUCUGCAUUUACUUGUAUGACUAUCAUCGUUGUUGUUAGUGUUGUCUACAGCAGCAAGUUGUGGUAG